Messenger RNA from Parnassius apollo (apollo), 933 nucleotides. NCBI's taxonomy places the organism in Eukaryota, Metazoa, Arthropoda, Insecta, Lepidoptera, Papilionidae. The record is from the annotation of a GenBank genome assembly.
AUGGAUACGCGCAAUGCGAGUUUUGAUCUAUCUAAAAGUCAAGAUGUGGAUAAUUUACUCAAUUUAUUAGAAAACGGAACAAUAUCGGAUCUCGAAGAAGAGAGUGACGAUGAAAUUGUACAGGCAAUACCACAAAAAAAUGUUCGUGUAGGUAGUAACAUAACGCUAUCAACCGAAAGAGAGAUAGGUAAUCACUCUGAAGAGGAGGACGAUAUAGUAGAGGAAGAAGACUUAGAGGAGGUAGAAUCUAGACCCGGAUCAAGUAGUAAGCCUAAAAAUGAAAUAAUUUGGAGAAAACAUUUACAGCUUGAACCACCACAAUUCAUUUGGUCAGCGCCACCACCAUCUGAAAUUGAUUCACCUCGCGUUCCCAUUGAUUAUUUUUCUAAAUAUAUAUCAGAGUCUCUAAUUGAAGAUUUUACAUUCAAUACAAAUUUGUAUGUGGAUUCAGUUAGAAAACGAUGUCUAGAACUAAAAUUAGAGCAAAUAUUGAGCGUUGAUGAACAGAUUAUACCUUAUCGAGGAAAACUUGAAGUCAAACAAUAUGUCAAAGGAAAACGACAGCCAUGGGGUGUAAAGAUAUUUAUGAUUUGCGUUAAGAGUGGAUUAGUUUAUGAUUUUAUUAUUUAUCAAGGCGCAACUACAAAUCUAGACAAAAAUGACGUUUUGAAAUAUGGCAUAUCUGCUGCUUAUGUAAAUGCCUUGUCAAAGAGAAUAAAUAGGUCUGGUCAUUACCUCUUCUUUGAUAAUUAUUUCUCCAAUUACGUUUUGCUGAAGGAUCUUCGCGAGAGGGAAAUUUAUGCAGGAGGAACGAUCAGAAUAAAUAAUUUUGGAAAACCGCCACUCAUAACUGACAAGGAAGGAUCAAAAAAAGAUAGGGGAUAUAAUGAUCAAGUUACGAAUAAUACUAAAGAUGUGGUUGUUAUCAAGUAG